AUGGUGACUGCCAAGGUGUGGGUUCUGAAGAAGCAUUUUGAGGGUUUCCCCAAAACCAGUGACUUUGAACUGAAAAAGAUAGAGCUCCCAAACCUAAAGGAUGGAGAGUUGCUGCUUGAAUCAGUGUUUCUCAGCGUUGAUCCUUACAUGAGACCUUACAGCCAAAGGGAUAUGAAGGAAGGGGACAUAAUGAUAGGCACACAGGUUGCCAGGAUUGUAGAAAGUAAGAAUCCUGCUUUCACAGUGGGGGCCUUUGUCGUGGCUGGAAGUGGCUGGAGAACUCAUUUCAUCUCUGAUGGGAAAGGCCUACACCUCCUUCCUGCCGGUUGGCCAGAAUCACUCUCCAAAUCUCUGGCUCUUGGAACAGUUGGCAUGCCAGGCCUCACUGCAUAUUUUGGCCUGCUGGAGGUCUGCAAGAUGAAGCCAGGAGAUACUGUGCUGGUUAAUGCUGCAGCUGGUGCUGUGGGCUCGGUGGUGGGGCAGCUCGCUAAAAUUGGGGGUUGCAAAGUGGUUGGCUGUGCUGGCUCAGAUGACAAGGUUGCCUAUCUGAAAAAAAUAGGCUUUGAUGAAGCCUUUAAUUACAAGACUGUUACAUCUCUGGAUGAAGCACUGCGUAAAGCCUCUCCUGAUGGCUAUGACUGUUUCUUUGACAAUGUGGGUGGAGAAUUUGCCAAUAUUGCUAUCAACCAGAUGAAGAAAUAUGGAAGGAUUGCAAUCUGUGGAGCCAUCUCUCAGUACAAUGACUCCGUGCCUCAGAAAGGGCCUUAUGUUCAGGUUCCCAUGCUCUUCAAAGAGCUUCAGAUGGAAGGGUUUAUUGUGAGCCGCUGGAAUAACCGCCGGGAGGAAGGUCUGAAGGCACUGCUAAAAUGGGUCGUGGAGGGAAAAGUGAAGUGCCAUGAACACAUCACUGAAGGAUUUGAGAACAUGCCAAUGGCUUUCAUUGGAAUGUUAAAGGGAGAAAACCUUGGAAAAGCUGUUGUAAAAGUCUGAAGGUCACAUAUUCCUGGGAGACUGGCACAGGAGGAUGUGAUUCUGUUAAGUGCUUUUAACUCACUAACCAAAAGGCAUGUUUCAGUCUUUUUGCUGGAUGUUUGGUGAUGAUGACUUCUGUUAAUAAUGGGGAUAAUAUAUAAGUAUUUGACUGUCUCUUUGCUCCUGAAGAACUUGAGAGUUUCUUCCUAAAGCUACACCAGAAAAGCACCUUAAAACUACUGAACUUUAUCAGGUCUUUAACAGAUUUUACAGUAGCUUGAACCUUUCUAUGAAUUGGCUUGUAGAAAGGAAAAGCAUUUCCAAAAGCUUUGCCAGCUGGUGGCACAUCUGAUGACUAAUGUUUACCCAUUACUUUGGCCUAGAACUCAGCAACAGGGAUUUUUUAACUGAUUUCAAGGAGGAACAAACAGGCUAACAACACCUGCAUGUUCCCACAUUCCUCACUUGCUGGGUUUUUUUUGUUGUUUUUAUUUACUUUCAUUAGGAAAUACAGGUAUCUCAGUUACUCUGAAAUUAUGGAAAGCAAAAAUAAAACCAUUAAUGGAUA
Molecule: messenger RNA, 1540 nt
Organism: Apus apus (common swift)
Lineage: Eukaryota; Metazoa; Chordata; Aves; Apodiformes; Apodidae
Gene: PTGR1
Product: prostaglandin reductase 1
Exons: 9
Coding region: 1-990 (329 amino acids)
Biological process (GO): prostaglandin metabolic process
Cellular component (GO): cytoplasm
Molecular function (GO): 2-alkenal reductase [NAD(P)H] activity; 15-oxoprostaglandin 13-reductase [NAD(P)+] activity
Source: RefSeq, a predicted model, not a curated record